This is a messenger RNA of Purpureocillium lilacinum, 285 nucleotides long. Lineage: Eukaryota; Fungi; Ascomycota; Sordariomycetes; Hypocreales; Ophiocordycipitaceae. The record is from RefSeq and is a predicted model, not a curated record.
AUGGUGGGAAUACUACAGGAUCCUCGUGAGCCGGCGUGGUGGCACUCAAGGCCCUGCGACGCCUGGCGAGGUCGACUGGACGAAUUGGAUGGAAAGGACCAAGCCCCGCCCUUGGGAUAUCACGAUCCUCCAGAUGGCAUGGAAUUUUUGAAAGCUGGAGCGAGCGUUGAGCGUCGUGAGGACCAGGCCGGAGGCCAGGUCGUUUUUGCUGCCAUGGCCGAUUGCACUUUCUUGUCCCGUACGGGUCGACCACUUUGUGCGAAUUUAGACAUGGCAUGCGUGUGA